AUGGCAAGACAUCAUCAGUUUCAUGUGGAAGGUUUAUUCAACGUCUAUGGCAACGAGACCUUUGAUCCGAAUGGGCGCCAAGAUGUCAUUUAUCAUUCUACUGUCUUGUCAAAUACAAUCUCCACAGGCAUCCUCCAAGAAACCUCGGUCAUUACUAUACCUCCACCAUCACACGAUAACUUCAGGGUGGAAAAUGGCAUACAUAUUUUAGCCGGCAGCUUGAUUGACAACGGAAUUCAGCAAGCGUACCUUUUCUGCCAACAAUGGGAUUCAUUGGUCAAUGAAACCAUUCACAUGUCGUCUGAGAAUUUGGUCAACGUUGUGCAGGUCAUAGGGGCAGGAUGGAUUGUCUCCGUUGAAACAAACGGACCAGUUUUCAAGAUCGCGACCUCUCUCGUCAUACGGCACCGGGCAUACAACUCAGAGGUUUACAAUUAUACGACUUUUGAAGUAGAAUAUGAAUUUAAAACAAUUUUAGCUGAACAAUUGGGAGCCGACAACUCAUUCAUAGGAACCGAAAUUACAAUACGUGGUCAGAUGUUGGGAAGAAAUCCACUCAGUGGAAGGUGGAUUGUUUUGAACAUGCAUCUUUACAAACAGGCAACCGAGUACAGUAUAUUGGAGCAAUGA
Messenger RNA from Melampsora larici-populina 98AG31, 630 nucleotides. RefSeq lists its product as uncharacterized. The record is from RefSeq and is a predicted model, not a curated record. NCBI's taxonomy places the organism in Eukaryota, Fungi, Basidiomycota, Pucciniomycetes, Pucciniales, Melampsoraceae. The transcript has 4 exons. Bases 1 to 630 code for a protein of 209 amino acids.